Molecule: messenger RNA, 2490 nt
Organism: Thalassophryne amazonica
Lineage: Eukaryota; Metazoa; Chordata; Actinopteri; Batrachoidiformes; Batrachoididae
Gene: chadlb
Product: chondroadherin-like b
Exons: 11
Coding region: 37-2361 (774 amino acids)
Biological process (GO): immune response; toll-like receptor signaling pathway
Cellular component (GO): membrane; extracellular matrix
Molecular function (GO): transmembrane signaling receptor activity; protein binding
Source: RefSeq, a predicted model, not a curated record
GAGCAGAGACCCGGACUGAACCACAACAGAACCACAAUGUACUUCCACCUCAGCCCCGACACUCAGGGGGUUCUGCUGGCCACUCUGCUGCUCGUCUGCAUCCCACCAGUUCAUCUGGCCAAAUGUCCACAGCCGUGUGUCUGUGACCAGAUCCAGCUCACUGUCGCCUGCGUCAACAAGAACCUGACCAAAGUUCCUCCAACAGUUGAUGAGAUCACAGUGAAGCUGGACCUUCGAAGCAACAACAUCCAGGAGCUCCCCACAGGUGCGUUCAGACACACCCCCUACCUGACUCACCUGUCGUUGCAGCGCUGUAACAUUCACAAGGUGAAGGAGGGAGCUUUUCGUGGCCUCGGGCGCCUCGUCUUCCUCAACUUGGCAAACAACAACAUCGAGAUACUCUACCAGGAAUCGUUAGACGGCUUGUCCUCGCUAAAGCAGCUCAUGAUUGACCGGAACCGUGUGGAGGAGAUCCAGCCGGGAGCGUUCUCUCAGCUCGGCUUCCUCAACCUGCUCUCGCUCACACACAAUCAGCUGGUCUACAUCCCAAACAUGGCUUUUCAGGGUUUACAGAACAUCAAGUGGCUUCGGCUGAGUUACAACUCUUUAAACUACCUGGACACAGAAGCAUUUGCUGGCCUCUUCACGCUUACCCGUCUCAGUCUGGACCACAAUGAGCUGCAAUUCUUCCCCACUGAGACCAUGACCAGACUGCCUGAAGUGACCCGCUUGGACCUGAGCUACAACCCCAUGACGUACCUGGGGGAAGAGGCGGUGUCCAUGGCUAAACUGACCCACCUAUUCCUGGAUCAUAUGUCCCUGCAGGACCUGACCAACACCGCUAUAUCAAAAUCACCCAGCCUUACUCGCCUGGAUCUCAGCCACAACCAGCUGCGUGUCAUCCAGCCUUUCUCCGUCGAUUCGCCCAAACUCACUCACCUCAAUCUGUCCGGCAACCCCAUCUACUGCAACUGCUACCUGCGCCCACUCAGGGAGUGGGCAAUCCAUAAUAAGGUGAAGUUGAUUGGGACAUGCGGCGGACCGGCACUUUUCUCUGGAGAGAGCCUAGAGACCAUCCAACCCCCAGACAUGCGCUGUCAGAGCCAGGAAGCCAUGCUGAAGGCGGAGUUUGAGGAAGCAAGCAGGCUUACGCCACCAACAGAAGAGCCAGAAAAUAAAAAGAUCCAGUGUCCUGCCAACUGUGUUUGCGAGGCUGAGACCAAACACUCCUCAUGUGAGAAUCGCGGUCAUACCAAAGUUCCUCGAGGUUUUUCUCCCAGCACUCGCCUCCUUGACCUACGAGGCAACCACUUCCAUUACAUCCCCAGCAAUAGUUUUCUUGGUGCCACCAACAUUGUGUCCCUGCACCUGCAGCAUUGCAAGAUUGUGGAAUUGGAGGGCGGAGCUUUCAAUGGGAUGAAGGGAUUGAUCUACCUGUACCUGUCGGAGAAUGAACUUAGUACCCUACACCCUGAUGCCUUUAAAGGUCUCCCUCAGCUGACUUACAUCCACCUGGAGAAAAACCGCUUCACUGCUUUCCCCAAAGGAGCCUUCAAACUGCUGCCAAGCCUUCUAGCACUUCACUUGGAGAACAACUCCAUUGCCAAACUGGAACCGGAGAUCUUGACUGGAGCCGGAGGUCUUAGAAGCCUCUACCUCACAGCGAACACCAUCAAUCACGUGUCGCCGCAAGCUCUGAACCAGGCAAGCAACCUGGAUACACUCCACCUGGGAGGAAAUAAACUGAAGGUGGUGCCCACGGAGGCACUAAGUAAGGCGGAAAACCUCAGAGACCUGAGGCUGUCGAGGAACCCCAUUCUCUGGGUGGGACCAAAUGCUUUUCAACCUUUAGACAGAUCACUGAAAGAGCUUUAUCUGGAUCACAUGGGACUGGAGAAGAUGUCCCAGAAUUCUCUGGCAGGUCUUGGUCCACGAUUGAGGAGUCUGUUUCUGGAGGGGAACAAGCUAGAGGAGGUGCCUGACCUCCACCCCUUCACCUCGCUGGAGGUCAUCAACCUGGCCGACAAUCCUUUGAUGUGUGACUGCCCCCUGCUGCCACUACGCAUGUGGAUCGAGAAAGUCAACCUGAAGGUGCGAGCCACCUGCGGCAACCCUCCUGAGCUCAAAGGUCGCCGGGUCAAAGACGUCCAUGUGUUCAAGGCCUGCCCAGGAGGCGAGAGCCUCCCUUCCUCUCCUACAGUCACCCUGAAGCACUCCAAACCACCCAAGGCAUCCAAACCCAAACCGACUCACCUCAACGGCCUUCAGCACAUCAAAAUGCUCAAAGGCAAAUUCAAACUCCGUAAGAGUCCCAACCAAAAACCAGCAAAGAAAUCUGCAAAGACACGCAGCGUAGGUUAGACCUGCUGGAUUCAGGACUUUGAGUGAACACUGCUCUCAUGGACCGACCCUGAACCAUGAAUGCUGUGCUCCAUUUUACCUCCUGCCUUCUACAACUACAGACAAGCUUUAAAACGCUGAAAUCGUCAA